This is a messenger RNA of Cryptomeria japonica (Japanese cedar), 1457 nucleotides long. RefSeq names its product sulfite oxidase. The transcript has 12 exons. The coding region runs from base 57 to 1253 and encodes 398 amino acids. The record is from RefSeq and is a predicted model, not a curated record. Gene Ontology annotation, cellular component: mitochondrion. NCBI's taxonomy places the organism in Eukaryota, Viridiplantae, Streptophyta, Pinopsida, Cupressales, Cupressaceae. Gene Ontology annotation, molecular function: molybdenum ion binding; oxidoreductase activity.
AAUGUUAUUAAGUAAUUGCAGAGGAAAAAAGAGAGCAAGUGUUUCAGGCUGACAAAAUGCAAGCUCUGAGAGGCCCUCUAAACUACGACGAAGAACCUAGUCGUCAUCUAUCUCUCAUAAUCAAUGCCAAGGAUCCUUUCAAUGCGGAAACUCCAAGAGCUGCCUUAGUUGAAUCUUAUGUGACACCUGUGGACAUGUUUUUCAAGCGUAAUCAUGGACCCAUACCAAUACUGGAUGAUCCUCAAAGGUAUCGUGUCACCGUUGAUGGAUUAGUGCCAAAGCCGUUACUGCUAUCUAUGGAUGACAUAAGGUUGCUUCCCAAAUACACAGUCACAGCCACGUUGCAGUGUGCAGGCAAUCGAAGGACACCCAUGAGCAAGACCAAGCUAGUGAAGGGUGUCGGAUGGGAUGUAGGUGCAGUUGGAAAUGCUGUUUGGGGAGGGGCAAAGCUUUCAGAUCUUUUAAAACUUGCAAGUAUACCUGAAAAUACAGCAAAUACAGAGGCAGGAGGCAAACAUGUUGAAUUCACUAGUGUGGAUGCUUGUGAGGAAGAAAAUGGAGGGCCAUACAAAGCAUCAGUUUCUCUACUUCAUGCCACAAAUCCCAAAGCAGAUGUGCUUCUUGCAUAUGAAAUGAAUGGCAAGGUUUUGAAUAGGGACCAUGGAUAUCCCCUUCGUGUGGCUAUUCCAGGUGUAAUUGGUGCCCGCUCAGUUAAAUGGCUGGACAGGAUCGAUGUGAUUGCAAAUGAUUUCCAGGGUUUCUUCAUGCAAAAGGAUUACAAAAUGUUUCCUCCCAAUGUUGAUUGGGACAAUAUCAAUUGGCUUUCUCGGCGUCCAUUAAUGGAUUUUCCAGUUCAAUGUGUCAUUUGCUCUCUUGAAGAUGUGUGUUCAAUUGGGCAGGGGAAGAAGGUAAACAUCAGUGGCUAUGCUUUGUCUGGAGGAGGACGCGGAAUAGAACGGGUGGAUGUCUCUGUGGAUGGGGGAGAAACAUGGAUAGAAGCUAGAAGAUAUCAGAAGAACAAAGUUCCUUAUUUAGCAGACAGUGAGGAAUGUGACAAGUGGGCAUGGGUUUUUUUUGAGCUUGAAACUGAGAUUUACCCCCCAACUGACAUUAUUGCCAAAGCGGUUGAUUCUUCUGCUAAUGUGCAGCCGGAGAAAGUUGAGACCAUAUGGAAUCUUAGAGGAGUACUAAAUAACUCUUGGCAUGUUAUUCAUGCCAACAGUCCUGCAAAGGCUACGCACUUAAGCCUGUGAAUUGUUAUUAAGUGAGCCCCAAAAACAAUACUUCCAAAGUUACAAAUUAUGUUGUUUCCAAACUGUAGAUGAUCAUAUUAUGAGACUGCACAUGUGAACUUUAAUUCUGGUCUGCAAUAUAGAAAGAAAAUGGUAUACAGGAGAAAAUACAGACUACAGUAAAAUAUUAGACUGAAAUAAAAAUAUUUAUUGUGGCAUAAAUGA